This is a messenger RNA of Nothobranchius furzeri (turquoise killifish), 1767 nucleotides long. RefSeq lists its product as uncharacterized. Lineage: Eukaryota; Metazoa; Chordata; Actinopteri; Cyprinodontiformes; Nothobranchiidae. The record is from RefSeq and is a predicted model, not a curated record.
CAAACGACUGAAGGGCAGUACUACUUUCCCAGAUAUUCCACAGCGACAUCAUGGGUAAAGACAGAAGGAAGAGUACCACUGGCUGCUUGGCUGCAGCUUUUAUUCUUGGAUGUUACUUGGUGCAAAUGGCAGAUUGCCUUCGACUGACAAAAAGCGAGAGACUAUCAGCGCGAAAACAGUCUGAUGUGACCUCCAAGAUUGGCGUUCAGGAGGGCUCCAUUGUGUUCGGGGAAGAUUUUGAGAAGGAGUUGCAAGACACAGAUGGAAUCAAGAAAGCCUCUUCCAAUGCUUCUGUGGAGGAUGAAUCAAAUUAUCAAGCAGAUUUUGCAGGAUGGACCAAGCCAGAAAUUGACGAUCCUUAUAAAGAGAAAUGGAACCGCAUGGCAACAUCUCUACACUGUUUUAAGGACUACAUGAAGUUUAGAUCACUUGGACCAGGGGCAUCUCAGCUCUCUGUGGAUCAAGGAAAUGAACCUCCAAUGCCUUUAUCUAUGGUGCCCUCAAAGUGUGGCUACAAAAUGCAAGGAAACCCUAUGGCAUUUGUCAUGAUGGUUCCAUAUGAUGGCUGCAACAUGAUUCAGCAGGGUGACAAAUACAGGCUACCACUGCGUUGGCAUGGAAAUCGAGUCUCUCUUUUGUGCCCCAAACGUCUACAGAAAUAUCAGUGGCUGCAGGACCUAAGGGUGCCCCAGAAUCAUCAGUUGCUCCAGGACCCACAGGAGCCCCAAGUACCGCAGGAGCCCCAGUACCCACAGGGGCCCCAGUAUCCAGAGGUGCCUCAACCACCGCAGUACCCACAGGAGCCCCAGUAUCCAGAGGUGCCUCAACCACCGCAGUGGCCCCAGUACCUGCAGUGGCCCCAACCACCACAGGAGCCCCAGUAUCCUCAGGUGCCCCAACCACCGCAGUGGCCCCAGUAUCCACAGGUGCCUCAACCACCGCAGUACUCACAGGAGCCCCAGUAUCCACAGGUGCCUCAAUCACUGCAGUGGCCCCAGUACCUGCAGUGGCCCCAACCACCACAGGGGCCCCAGUACCCACAGGUUUCUCAGUAUGUCAUGUUGCCUUGGUAUCUCCAAAAGCCACAGGACUCCCAGGAUCCCCAGCUGCUCAAUGACCCUCAAUUGCCCCAGAAUCCACAGAUGCCCAAAGACCCUCAAAUGCCCCUGUACCCGCAGAUGCCCCAGUAUUCUCUGCCUCCUCUGCCCUGGUAUCUCCAGAAGCCAAAGGAGCCCUCUGUAACUCAAGCUCCCCAGGAAAUGCAGGAGUCUGUUUAUUCAGACCCGCUGUUGGCAUAUCUGUUCUCACUGGCAGCAGCUCAAGCAUCAAAUUCUCAAAAUCCCUCUUUUCCUCAGCAAUUUUCUUAUCCCGUUCCCAUUGCAACCAGACCUCCAACCACAUCUGCACCUACAGUUGCCAGUAUCUCCCAGGGCCCGUUUGACUCAUACUUUCCUUGGCUAUUUGGGUAUCAGUUUCCAAACAUGCCUCCCUUUUUCCCUCCAAUUCCUCAGUAUCCUAAUCCCACACCUGCAUAUCCUAACCCCACACCUGUUUAUCCAAGUCCUACACCAGGAAACCAAGUAACUCCCACUCCACAGUACCCAGAUGUGAAGACAACCGCACCUCCUACAACUACUCAGACUCCGACAGCCUAUCCUGUACAAUUUUAUCCACCUGAGUAUCUGCCUUUUCUUCCAAAUGGAAAGAACAUCCCUAGUUGGGCUUUCUCCUUUCAAGAUUGAUAUUCAAUAAAAUGUUUAAAUUAAA